GAGCUCGCGGCCGCCCGGUGCGACCCGUGGCGCGGGGCACCGCCGGGGCGCGCGUGCAGCUCCUCCGCGAGGCCCCCAGACGUGCAGCUCUCCGCCCGGCGGUACGAGGCCCUGCUGGACGCGGAGAUCAUGCACUUCGCAAGGGCGAAGCUCCACCCGAUCACCCUGCGGGACAUCCUCGGGCAGAAGGACGUGGCGGCUUUCCGCGAGUUCCUGCUGGAGGAGCUGCCGAUCCGCUAUGCGAGGAUCGAGACUGCACCUGCUGGAAUCCAUGCCGCAGUGGAAGGACUUCCCGCACCUGAAGGUCAUCCGGUCGCUCUACGCCGACGCGUUCCGGCGUCUACGGGACAUUUCACUGUCGGGCGAGGAGCGGUUCAGGACGACGCUCGAAUACAUCAGGCGAAAGAACUCCAACAUGUUGCCGCACGUUGUGAGGGGGACGCGCGCAAUGAAGAAGUCUCUGCAGCUGGACGACGAGAGGGUAAACGACUUCCUGGAUGACUUCCUAACAGGCACGAUCGGGACCGACAUCCUCUCCUCGCAGUACUUGGCCAUGACCAGGCCAGGCAACCCGACGUCGGUAAUCGACCCGCAGUGCGACCCGGUCAACGUGGUGCGGGCUGCGGCCGAAGAGGCGAAGCGCCUUUGCAUGCAUCACUACGGCCGCGCGCCGCCCGUGGAGGUGGUGGACAUUGGGCAGGUCCGGUUCCCGUUCAUCUCGGGGUACCUGAACUACAUCAUGCUCGAGCUGCUGAAGAACUCGCUGCGCGCCGUCACGGAGAGGCACGUCGACCGCGCCAGGGUGGGUGAGCACCCGGUGCGGGUGGUCGUCUGCGGCGACGAGAGGAUCGUGGUCGUCAGGGUCUCGGAUUGUGGCGGAGGCAUCCCGCCAGAGAGCCUCCCGAAGGUGUGGUCGUACCUCUACACGACCGCCACGGCCCAGGGCGAGGACGCGCUGUCCGACGGCGACUCCGACGAGGAGCCCCCGAUGGCCGGCUUCGGGUGCGGCCUGCCGCUGAGCAGGAACUACGCCACCUACGCGGGCGGCAGCCUCGCGCUGAACACGAUGUACGGCUACGGCACGGACGCGUACCUAUACCUGAACCGCCUGGGGGACUCGCAGGAGAGGUGGUCGAAGUCGAGCCGAGGGCGGCGCUGCCGUGCAGGGGCUUCGUGCCCAGGGCAGAUCCCGUCCGCUAGGAGCUGCGGCCGCGCCGGGCGAAGCUGA
Molecule: messenger RNA, 1228 nt
Organism: Prorocentrum cordatum
Lineage: Eukaryota; Dinophyceae; Prorocentrales; Prorocentraceae
Source: the annotation of a GenBank genome assembly